GCCGGCGGCCGCGGGCUCAGAUCGCUGAAACCGGGGACCGCGUCCUUCUGCGUGCCGCCGCCUGGAUUACUCUUGCUGAGGACUUUGCAAUUUUUUUUCCGCCUUCUCGGGGGAGGAGUUCGCUGCCUUCCGGAGAUCUAGGACGAGCGCUCAAGCUCCGUGGGAAGGUUUUGGGCUCUCCGGCCUCGGCUUUUGCAUUUUCUUCCUCGAGACUGUCGUGGUGCUGCUUUCCACUGUGGAUUAUAACUGCAACAUGACCCUGGAAGAGCUGGUGGCGUGCGACAACGCGGCGCAGAAGAUGCAGACCGUGAGCGCCGCGGUGGAGGAGCUGUUGGUGGCCGCGCAGCGCCAGGACCGCCUCACCGUGGGGGUGUACGAGUCGGCCAAGCUGAUGAAUGUGGACCCUGACAGCGUGGUCCUGUGCCUCUUGGCCAUCGACGAGGAGGAGGAGGGCGACAUCGCCCUGCAGAUCCACUUCACGCUCAUCCAGUCCUUUUGCUGCGACAACGACAUCGACAUCGUCCGGGUGUCCGGCAUGCAGCGCCUGGCGCAGCUGCUGGGCGAGCCAGACGAGGCCCAGGGCACCGCCGAGGCCCGGGACCUGCACUGCCUCCUGGUCACGAACCCGCACACGGACGCCUGGAAGAGCCAGGGCCUGGUGGAGGUGGCCAGUUACUGCGAAGAGAGCCGGGGGAACAACCAAUGGGUCCCCUACAUCUCCCUCCAGGAGCGCUGAGACCCCUUGGCAUCAGAACCUGCCGAGUUGCUGCCACAAAAAAAAUAAAAUAAAUAUCUGACCCCUCACCCCAGAACAACCUCCCCAAACAACCCAACCCGUGAGACCAUCGGGGCAGAAUCAUGGAGAGGGGAGAGCGUGGGCGGCCGCCCCGGGGCGGUGAGCCUGGAGCAGCGCCAGCGGAGGCCACUGCGAGAGGAGCAGAGGGGGCUCCGGGCCAGCAGGAGAGGGGACCCUGGAGCUCGGGCCUCGCGACGGAGCAGAAGCCGCAGCUGGGGGGAGGCCUGGCCUCCACGCUUCGGGGGUGGGGUGAGCCCGACGGCACCCAGACCCCUCUGGAGACUGAAGCUGACAUCUGCGGCGGGCGCUGGUGGACGACGAGGGCGCGGACCCGCGCCGGGACUAACCUUUGGGACUUGGGAGCUGGGGCUGCUGGUGCCCAUGAACUCCCGGUUUGCAAACUAAAUAGACAAUCUAUUUUGUUACUUGCACUGUGACCUGAACCACUGAGAGAGACGGGAAGCUCACAGACACGUCUGUUCUUACUUCUGAGGAUGGCCUUGUAAUAAACUUCUAAAGCUUCUGGGUUCUUGUGUCUGUGCCGCCUCCGAGGGGGACCGGACCCCGCCCCCCUCACGCUCCAGCCGCCCCGCCCCGCCCCCUCCUGCAGGCUCACCAGGAAAUGUUACUUAAGUCCCUGUUAGCAGCUCCAGGCUCCUUCGCAAAAACAGUGCCUCUUCUCUCUGCAGCCGGCGCCACCCAAGUCCAACAAAUCUUUGCCUCCUUUUUUUUUUCUGCCUCCUCCUGCCCUGUAGCAAUUAAAAGACCGGUUUAUUACGAAA
Pteropus alecto (black flying fox) is the source of this 1578-nucleotide messenger RNA. RefSeq names its product growth arrest and DNA damage inducible beta (gene GADD45B). Bases 254 to 736 code for a protein of 160 amino acids. Gene Ontology annotation, biological process: regulation of cell cycle. The record is from RefSeq and is a predicted model, not a curated record. Lineage: Eukaryota; Metazoa; Chordata; Mammalia; Chiroptera; Pteropodidae. Gene Ontology annotation, cellular component: cytoplasm; nucleus. The transcript has 4 exons.